Hylaeus anthracinus is the source of this 1084-nucleotide messenger RNA. RefSeq lists its product as uncharacterized. The record is from RefSeq and is a predicted model, not a curated record. Lineage: Eukaryota; Metazoa; Arthropoda; Insecta; Hymenoptera; Colletidae. The transcript is spliced from 5 exons. The coding region runs from base 1 to 1074 and encodes 357 amino acids.
AUGUGCAGUAUUUCAACAAGACUCGAUACUCUGAAUCAGCAACUUAUGACCAUUUCAAAAUUACAAAGAAUGGAUCAGGAAUUUGAUACGUAUUCUCACUCAGCAUGUAAAAAACAACAGAUAGUUGAAGCUACCCAAGCAAAUACAACUUUGAAGUUAGAACGGGAUGACCUAAAAAAUAAAUUGGACUCUUUAACAGAGGAUGAAUCUAAAAGGUGCGAAGAAGUUGAGCAGGAAGUAAAUAGAAUGAAAUGCGCGGUAAAAGUAAAAGAAGAUGCUUUAAAUAAAGUAAGAACAGAAUUCAUGGAUAUGAUCAUGGAACUUACAAAUGUGAUUAGAGUACAGAAAAAAAGGAUACACGAAGUAACAAAUAUGUGUAACAAUCAACAGCAUAUAUUGUACAAGAAAGAUGAAGAAUUAUUUCAGAAAGCUACAGAACUAUCGGAAGUACAAAGUAUGUUGGAGUCUAAUAACAGCACCUGUAAAGAAAUGGAGGAACAAAUAGAACAUUUAAAACAUUGUCUGUGCGAAGAAACAAGAGCUUGUGAUUGUUUUAAGCAAGAAAUAGAAAUUCUUAAAGAAAAUCAUUUAUCUGAAAUAAGGAUAAAAGAAAAGAUUGUAGAAGAACAAAACAAGACUAUUUCAAGGCAAAAAAAGUUACUGCACGAUAGCGAAGAAAUGGCCCAACAAUUAGCCUCUGAGUUCGAUAGACUCAAACUAGAAUUAUGUCAAGAAAAGCAAAAAAAUAAAUCUUUACAGAUAACAUUGAACAAGACUGAUAAUCAAUUAAACAAAGUUCAUUCAUUGGACUGUAAAAAGUGUAGAACUUUGACAUCUAAAAUAGAUCAUUUGAAGACAGAAAAAGAAAGAGCACUGGCAAUUGCAAAAUUUUCUUAUCAAAAAUUAAAUCAGUCUGUGAAAGAAUAUCAAAAGCAACUCUGUUGUGAGAGGCAGCAACAUAAAUAUAUGGCAUUAAUUAUCGAAAAGAAAGAGAAGGAGAUAGGAUGUUUAAAAAGUCAAAUAUGCCAAAGGAGUUCAAGAUAUACAAAGGAAAUGAACAAUUAUGUCUUAUAAUGUGGUGAAA